Messenger RNA from Metarhizium album ARSEF 1941, 756 nucleotides. RefSeq lists its product as uncharacterized. The record is from RefSeq and is a predicted model, not a curated record. The transcript has a single exon. NCBI's taxonomy places the organism in Eukaryota, Fungi, Ascomycota, Sordariomycetes, Hypocreales, Clavicipitaceae. The coding region runs from base 1 to 756 and encodes 251 amino acids.
AUGGCUUCUCUUCGCAUGGUUGUGCUCGGCUCUGCCGUAGCCAGUGUCCAAGCCGUCGCCGGCAUCGAGAUGCCCGGCGACGCCGCGGAUGCAGUUCCCGACGUCGUCGCCACCACCACCGAUGCCGCCUCCUUUCUGACCAUCGACUGCCCUACGCCUACAACAGUCACCCAAGGCGACAUCACGAUCACCGUCACCGCUUCCACUAUUCUGACCAUCCCCGUGACCGGGUUUGCCAGCCCGACCGGCGAUUCCCUCGCGCCUCUCAGCGAUCCUGCUCCUGCUCCUGCUCCUACCAGUGCCAGUGACCCCGUUGCCCAGCCUGACGGCGUUCCUAACGAGGCUACCGGCGUGGGAGCUAGUUCUUCUCAGCUUGACAGCGUUCCUGCUCCUGCUCCUGCUCCUACCAGUGCCACUGACCCUGUUGCCCAGCCUGACGGCGUUGCUAACGAGGCUGGCGACGUGGGAACUGGUUCUUCUCAGCUUGGCGACGUUCCUAGCGAGCCUAGCGACGCGGGAGCUGGUUCUUCUCAGCUUGACGACGUUCCUAGCGAGCCUAGCGACGCGGGAGCUGGUUCUUCUCAGCUUGGCGACGUUCCUAGCGAGCCUAGCGACGCGGGAGCUGCUUCUGCUCAGCCUGUCGGCGGCGCCGCCGUGCCCUCUGGCAACUCGACCACGGUCCCCGUUACUGCCGGUGCCGGUGCCGUGGCCCCCGUCCAGCUACUCCUCGCCCUGGGCGCUAUUGCCUUGCUGUAA